Molecule: messenger RNA, 734 nt
Organism: Somion occarium
Lineage: Eukaryota; Fungi; Basidiomycota; Agaricomycetes; Polyporales; Cerrenaceae
Source: the annotation of a GenBank genome assembly
GUCCAAUCAAAUCUUUCUCUAUUACUACAAUUCAAAGGACUUGCACUUGGGCUUGCAUACUUGAAAUAUGUCUUCUGAGGCUUUCAACCCCAAUCCCACUAUCUUCGUACCUACAAAGUCCAAAACUGCUGCAGCGUUUUUAAGGAGUAACUCACUCUGGUUGGACGACGGGGAGCGUCAUGGGGAUGCGGAAGACUAUGAGGAGGACUCAGACGAGGUUGAGGAGAUUGACCAAGAUGAAAUCUUUGAACUUAUUAGGUCAAUAUCCGAUCCGGAGCAUCGUAGCAUGACGCUCGAGCAGCUUGCCGUAGUUUCAGCACCACAAAUAUCCUUCGACUCAGCGGACGCACAGAGGCAGAGUCGAAGGGUCACAGUAGAAUUCACGCCAACCGUGCCCCAUUGCGGUAUGAGCACAUUUAUCGGUCUGAGCAUUCGCGUUCGUCUUCUGCGAAGUCUGCCAAAUCGAUUUAAAGUCGACAUCCGUGUCAAGCCCGGAUCUCAUCAGAGCGAGCAUGCCUUGAAUAAACAGUUGAAUGAUAAGGAACGUGUUGCUGCUGCUUUGGAGAACCCAGCGCUUCUUGAAGUCCUGGAACAAUGUCUCGCCGGGGCGACACCAUGAAACCUCCGCAGAAAGAUAUUCUUCAUAUAAUCCAUUGUAUCAAUAGACAUAUGUGCACUACAUCAUGUAUCAAUAUACAGAUAUCCAUAACGGUCUACGCUCGUCGCACAAUCAC